AUGUUCAUUAGACUUGUGAAACCCUGUGCUUUCCCUACCGUACAUGUGAAAAAUCAUGCGGCCGCGUUGUGUAGUUCUACAAUCAGAGACGGUCCCGGCUUGAGCGAAUUCAUCCAAAACGAAAUCCCGAAAGGAGAAACAUGGGAGACCUACAAGGGGAAACUGAGGCGCGAACCCGGAGAAAAUGAACGACUCCGCCUCCCCCCAUGGCUGAAGACAGAUAUACCCCGCGGAGAAAAUUAUACCCGUCUGAAGAGUUCGUUGAGAAGCAAAAAGCUGCAUACUGUAUGCGAAGAGGCUCGGUGUCCGAAUAUGUCCACAUGUUGGUCCGGCGGUGAAAAUGAAGUCGCGACAGCCACCAUCAUGGUCCUUGGCGACACCUGCACGAGAGCUUGCCGUUUCUGUUCUGUGAAAACCUCCCGGAAUCCACCCCCGCCGGACCCAGAGGAGCCGGAGAAUACCGCAAAAGCGAUCUGCGAUUGGGGGAUCGAUUACGUUGUUCUCACAUCGGUGGAUCGGGAUGAUCUUCCCGAUGGGGGGGCCGCUCAUUUCGCGAAAACUGUUCGAGAAAUCAAGAAGCGUAAGCCGGGACUUCUCGUCGAAUGUCUGACAGGCGAUUUCGGUGGCGACCUCCGUGGCGUCGAGACUGUUGCUCAAUCCGGUCUUGACGUUUAUGCGCAUAACAUAGAGGUGGUGCCUGAACUCCAAGCCAUGAUAAGAGAUCGUAGAGCGAAUUUCACCCAGAGUAUCUCUGUUCUGAAGAAAGCCAAAAUGGCGAAGCCAACGAUACUGACCAAGACGUCGAUCAUGUUAGGGUUUGGCGAAUCAGACAAGCAAGUGAAAAACGCAAUGGACUUGUGUCGGGAAGCGGGAAUCGACUGUUUCACCCUCGGUCAGUACAUGCAGCCAACGAAACGACACGUGAAAGUUGUAGAGUACGUUCAUCCAGAUAAGUUCAAGAAAUGGAAGGAAUACGGCGAUCAGCUGGGUUUCGUUUAUACGGCCUCUGGACCACUAGUCAGGAGCAGCUACAAAGCAGGAGAAUACUUCGUCAGAAAUUACCUCCAGAAGAAGAAGAAGCUCGGAGAGAUGAAUCUCCCUUAGCGAGGACAAUCGGGUGUUGCCCUGUUAUGUACAUACGAUACUAUAUGAGAACGGCGAAUACAUUAGAGACUGUUUU
Molecule: messenger RNA, 1180 nt
Organism: Galendromus occidentalis (western predatory mite)
Lineage: Eukaryota; Metazoa; Arthropoda; Arachnida; Mesostigmata; Phytoseiidae
Gene: Las
Product: lipoyl synthase, mitochondrial
Exons: 1
Coding region: 1-1104 (367 amino acids)
Biological process (GO): lipoate biosynthetic process
Cellular component (GO): mitochondrion
Molecular function (GO): 4 iron, 4 sulfur cluster binding; lipoate synthase activity
Source: RefSeq, a predicted model, not a curated record